Molecule: messenger RNA, 1313 nt
Organism: Dermatophagoides pteronyssinus (European house dust mite)
Lineage: Eukaryota; Metazoa; Arthropoda; Arachnida; Sarcoptiformes; Pyroglyphidae
Gene: wus
Product: TM2 and DnaJ domain-containing protein wurst
Cellular component (GO): membrane
Source: RefSeq, a predicted model, not a curated record
AUGAACCGGUCGACCGUGGAUUGAUUGGAUGAAUGGGUCGCAUCGCAACCAAAUAAACACAGACUAUAUUCCUCAUUCAUUUUGAACAUUCAAAACAAAACAAAAACAAAGCUUUUAUUUAAAGUUGAUGUCAUCAAUAUAAAUUUAUUCGGAUUUUUAUUUAAUCAUUAUUCAUUAUAAAGUAUUGAAAAUUCUGUGAUAAAAUGGCAUCGAACAAAGGUAAACGUUUAUGGCUGGCAUAUUUAUUUCUAUUAUUCGGUGGUUUUUUUGGUCUACAUCAAUUCUAUCUUGGUCGUUAUCGACAUGCAUUUGCAUUAUGUGCAUCAUUUGGUGGUUAUUUUGGCAUUGGUCUCAUACGAGAAUUAUGGCGUUUACCGGAAUAUAUUGCCGAAGUUAAUCGUGAUCCUGAUUAUCUAGCUAAAUUAAUUGAAAAAAUGCGACAUAAAUCAAAACCAUCGUUUGGAAUUGUUAGAUAUUUUGCCAGUAUUGUUGUUGCUGAUAUACUUGGUUAUUUGGUCAUGGGUGCCAUACCACAUGAAUGGUUUAGUGUGGACGGUUCAAACGAUAAUAUAAUAUCUCGAUUAUUGAAUUCAAUUCUAGUACCAGCAGCUGUUGCUAUUGGCGUACAUACUGUCGGUAAUGUUGGCCAUUAUUGUGGAAGUAUUCGAUUUCCAUUAAUGGCUGCCUACAUAACUGCACCACUAUAUUUGUUCAAUUUAAAUCCAGUAUUUAUCACUUCAUUAUUUGCUACGUUAACAUUUACACGAUAUUCAUUGCAAUGGCGUCGUACACCUCAAAAAUCGACAAGUAAAUGGCUAGUUGCUUUAGCUAUGUUUGCAUAUCUACUAUUAUGGAUAUCAUGGUUUUAUUUUAAUUGUACGGUUACGGAUAAAAAUGAUGAAAUCAUUAAAUGUCGUGUGGCUGUUCGUAAUUUUUUCAAUAGUCCAGCAUGGUUAGAAUUUCGUAUGGUUGUUCGAAAUUUAUGGGAUUUUAUUCUAACUAAAGGUAUAAGUGGAUUAUGGAAUGAAAUUGUUGAAGCACUUGAUCCACAAGGUGAAAAAAAUGCCUUACGAAUACUUGGCCUAAAUGAAACAUCAACACAGGAUGAUAUUACAGCUAUGUAUAGAAAAUUAGCACGUCAAUGGCAUCCGGAUAAAAAUCGUAUUGAUGGUGAUGAACGAAUAGCACAAGAAAAAUUUAUGGCCAUACAAGAAGCAUAUAAUCUUCUAUCAAGUAUGCGACAGAAAAGAUUUAGAAAACAAUCUACCUGAAACACAAAAUCAACUAUAUAUUGAUAAAUAAUUUUAAUUUAU